This is a messenger RNA of Phlebotomus argentipes, 2705 nucleotides long. It is a transcript of the gene Pxt, whose product is annotated as chorion peroxidase. The transcript has 5 exons. The record is from RefSeq and is a predicted model, not a curated record. Gene Ontology annotation, biological process: response to oxidative stress. Gene Ontology annotation, molecular function: heme binding; peroxidase activity. Lineage: Eukaryota; Metazoa; Arthropoda; Insecta; Diptera; Psychodidae. Bases 197 to 2602 code for a protein of 801 amino acids.
CAACGGCCGGCGGACUGUUUCACUUCCGUGCCAGUGUGUGACCACUAAAAAGCGUGCGAAAAUCCUGCCUUUGUGAAUUUCCACCUCAUUGCAAGUGUCCAAUUGUUCUCCUUUCUAUUUUUUUUCCCCCGGGGAAAAGCGCGCGCGGAAGGAAGUCAGUCAGUGAGGAAUCGUUAAAUUCCCAAUCAAAAGGACAAUGAGGCGGCGAAAUUUAUCACUGUUUUGUGCCAUUUUAUCCAUUUUACUUGUCCAUGGCGUGAAUUCCUUCAAGUUGUCCCGUUCGUCAGCCGAGGAGAAUCAAUUGAGCAAUAAAAAGGCCGGUUUUACACCAGUUCCAAACUUCCCUGUGAAGAAGUCGGGUCUGCUGGUGAAGUACGACCCUUGUCCGCACAACGUGCGAUGCGUUCCGCCCAUCCAGUGUCCGGCGCACGUGAACCUGCCGGCGGCCGAGAAGCCGCGGCCCUGCGAACUGGCCAGCGGAAGUGGCCACGGAUUGUGCUGCACCACCGGACAGAAUCACACAGGGCAAAAAAGCCAGGCGCAUCACCAUUUGCACCACCACAAGGCGCGCUCCGUGAGCCUCUCGGAGCUGAUCCGCGAGGCGAAGAGCCAACUCGUGGGCAUGCAGCAGACGGCGAUGCUGGCCAGGUCGCACAAGAUUGAGCCCGGCAAUCCCGAGUUCGCCCACAAUUCCCUCUUCCAGACCAACCAGCGCGACCGGAAGCGCGUGAACGCCAUGACGAACCGGGCGAUGCAGGAAGUGAUCGCGAGCAGAAUGUUCAGAGAAAGGGAAGCGAUUUCCGUGCGUGAUUUCCAGCUGAACAACUUCGAUGGCGCCUUGGCACCUUCUCUGCAGCGCGACUGUGAGUCGCAGGAUGCGCCGUGUCCCAGCCGCCCGCGGCGCUAUCGCCUGUCGGACGGCACAUGCAACAAUCCUCUGCCCGGCCGGACGUCCUGGGCGGCCGCCGGGACGCCACACGAGCGUCUCCUGCCGCCCGCCUACGUGGACGGCAUCUGGGAGCCGCGGCUGGUGUCCGCCACCGGCCAGCCGCUGCCCAGCACACGUGACAUCUCGCGCUUCGUGUUUCCGGACGUGGAUCGGCCGCACGCCACGUACAAUCUGCUGGUGAUGCAAUUCGGGCAAUUCAUCUCGCACGACGUCACCAUGACGGCGUCCGUCACGAGUCAGAGCGGCAGGCCGAUUUCGUGCUGCUCUGAGGACGGCUCGAGGCCGCUGCCGCCCUCGCAGAGCCACUUCGCCUGCAUGCCCAUCCCCAUCUCGCCGGACGAUGAGUUCUAUGCACAGUUCAAUCAGGGCUGCAUGAAUUUCGUGCGGUCGGCAAUUGCACCAAAUUGCCGACUCGGCUCCGCCAGGCAGAUCGACCGGGUGACACACUAUCUGGACGGCAGUCCAAUUUACGGCUCGAAUGAGCAAACCGAGGCGGACCUGCGGGUGUUUGAAGGUGGGCGUCUGCGGAUGCUGAAUGACUUCGGCAGGGAUUUGCUGCCGCUCAGCAACGAUAGGGACCAGUGCGGGCAGGUGCUGCCGGGGGCGCCGUGCUUCCAGGCCGGCGACGCGCGCGUCAAUCAAAUCAUCAGCGUCACGGCGCUACACAUAGUGUACGCGCGCGAGCACAACCGCGUGGCCGCCGCGCUGGCACAGCUCAAUCCCCACUGGUCAGAUGAUUUACUCUUCGCCGAGGCGAAGCGCAUCGUGGUGGCCCAACUCCAGCACGUCACAUACAAUGAGUAUCUGCCACUACUUAUCGGUGCUGAGACAAUGGCGCGCUUCGAUUUGAAUGUGCGCCCGGGCUUCAGUGAUGAUUACAGUGCAGAUGUGAAUGCCGCUGUCACCAGUGAAUUCAUAACGGCCGCCUUCCGCUUCGGUCACUCCACCGUCGACGGCGUAUUUCGCACAUUCAGCGAGACCAUCGAAAUUCCCGACGUCAUGUUCAAUCCCGCCCGCCUCCUGCGGAGAUCCUUCUACGACGACAUCCUCGUCACGAUGACAUCGCAGCCGAUGCAGGAAGUGGACUCAUCCAUUACCAAUGGGCUGAGUCAGUUUAUGUUCCGUGGAACAAAUCCCUUUGGCCUGGAUUUGGUGGCGAUAAACCUGCAACGUGCUCGAGAUCACGGGCUGAGGACGUACAACGAGUACUUGGAGUUGACGGGCUCGAGGCGGAUUGGCGAUUUUGGGGAUUUGGGCGAGGAGAUUGCCGCCAGGCUGCGGCGCGCCUACGCCUCGCCGGAUGACAUUGAACUGUGGGUGGGUGGGCUGCUCGAGGCCGCCCGGGUGGACGCCCUGCUGGGCCCCACCUUCACCGACAUCAUCGCCGAUCAGUUCUCACGCUUCCGCCGCGGCGAUCGAUACUUCUACGAGCACAAUUCCGGCAUCAAUCCGGGCGCCUUCACGGCACGCCAGCUCGCCGAGGUGAAGAAGUCAUCGAUGGCGCGGCUGCUGUGCGACAAUGCAGACGGAAUCCUCCUGAGAGCCCACCAGCCCCGCGCCUUCCUCCUGCCAGCCGGCGGCAACGACCCCGUGGCCUGCGACUCCAACGCAAUCCCCAGGAUGGAUCUGUCGGCGUGGCGGGAGGAGGAGUAGCGCUCCUCAGCAUCCCCCUUUGCUGUCCUUUGUAGAGGAACUCGCACACCUCUGUCACCCACGCUUUCCACACUUUCAGCAACAUUAAAUUGCAGGGCAAUAA